AUGGCUUCACAUACAGCUGCUCAACGGUAUCUCAGCACACGUGGAGGCUCCUACAGUCUUUCCUUUGAAGAAGUCGUUCUUAAGGGUCUCGCACUCGAUAAUGGACUUUUUAUCCCAGAGGACAUUCCUUCACUGCCACAAAAUUGGCAGAACGACUGGCGUGAUCUUUCUUUUGAGGACCUCGCGUUUGAAAUCUUUUCUCUGUACAUUUCAACAGCGGAGAUUCCGUCCGCGGAUCUCAAGUCUAUCAUACAAAGGUCAUAUUCGAACUUCAGAUCACCUGAUAUUACGCCAACCGCAACGUUAGAUGGUGGGAAGAAGAUCCAUCUACUGGAACUAUUUCACGGACCGACAUACGCAUUUAAAGACAUCGCUCUUCAAUUUCUUGGCUAUUGCUUUGAAUUCUUUCUUGUCAGAAAGAACGAGGGAAAGACAGGGGAUGAUCGCGAACAUUUGACAGUCGUAGGAGCUACAAGUGGCGAUACUGGAAGUGCAGCGAUUUAUGGCCUGAUGGGUAAGAAGGACAUCUCGGUCUAUAUAUUAUAUCCUACAGGAAAGGUCAGCGCCGUUCAAGAGGCGCAGAUGACGACUGUAACUGACGAAAAUGUGCACUGUUUGAGCGUCGAUGGAACCUUCGAUGAUUGCCAAGACUUUGUCAAAGCGCUUUUCGCUGAUCCUGCAAUCAACAAGACCCAGAAACUCGCUGCAGUAAAUUCGAUUAAUUGGGCAAGAAUCCUCGCCCAGAUAUCGUACUAUUUUGCAGCCUACUUCUCUCUAAUCAAGUCCAACAAAUUCGACCCUUUGACCAACGAGAUACGUUUUGUAGUCCCUACAGGUAAUUUUGGAGAUGUUCUAGCUGGCUACUUUGCCAAACGAAUGGGUCUCCCAAUGUCAAAGCUCGUGAUUGCAACGAAUCAAAAUGACAUCCUUCAUCGCUUUUGGCAGACCGGUACGUACGAGAAACAGGCCACCCACGGUUCAGCAGCCGAAGGCGGCUUCGCAGAAGACGGUGUAAAGGCGCAUUCUUCGGGUGUGAAGGAGACACUUUCUCCAGCGAUGGACAUUCUCGUAUCAAGUAAUUUUGAGCGGUUGUUGUGGUUCCUUGCAUUUGAGGUUUAUGAUACCGACGCAAAAAGUGUCCACGAGAGAAGGCAAGAAGCAAGCUCAAAGGUCAAGGAGUGGCAGACCACUCUAAAGGAACGGGGAGGAUUUGGUGUGGAGCAAAAGAUCCUCGAUGCGGCGAAGAAAGAUUUUGCGUCUGAACGAAUCUCCGACCAGGAAACCUUGACGAGUAUUCGAGACGUCUACAGCUGGCCCAACACGCCAGGCUUGAAAGGGUAUGUUCUAGAUCCACACUCAGCAAUCGGUGUGACGGCGGCACUGCGAUCAGCGAAGGCUUCACCGGGCGUGCACAAUGUAGCCCUCGCGACUGCUCAUCCAGCCAAGUUCAGUAGUGCCGUGGAAUUGGCACUGAAAGAUGCGAAUGAUUUUGAAUUCAAAGAUAUCUUGCCUCCACAAUUUGUUGGCCUUGAAGAAUUACCUAGGCGGGUGAUAUACGUGAAGAAAAGUGAGGGGUUAGACGGGCUGCGAAAAAUCAUUGGAAAGAAGGUAGAGAUCGAAGAUAGAGCUGUAACAUAA
This is a messenger RNA of Bacidia gigantensis, 1638 nucleotides long. RefSeq lists its product as uncharacterized. The transcript is spliced from 10 exons. The record is from RefSeq and is a predicted model, not a curated record. Gene Ontology annotation, molecular function: threonine synthase activity. Lineage: Eukaryota; Fungi; Ascomycota; Lecanoromycetes; Lecanorales; Ramalinaceae. Gene Ontology annotation, biological process: L-threonine biosynthetic process. Bases 1 to 1638 code for a protein of 545 amino acids.